GUUUCCUUCUUGAUCCUUCACAAGGGAAGAUUUUCUUUUUUAGAGGUACAGAUUCCUCUUAGUCAAGUCCUGAUUAAAACUCCAGCUAAGACAUUAGUAAGCCUUGGUUAGUGAAGUGGCAUCAGGAAGUGCCUACAUUUUCAUGGCCUGGUAGCGUUCAGUGAAAAUGUUCAUUAACAGACACAGGCCAUUCAGUCCCGAAUCCCAAGACACUGAAGACUGUGUUUGAAUCAGACUCACGGGUUCCUUCCUAGCCACUCUCAGGGACAGGAAUGCUUCUGGUGAAGAAGUUUUCGAUGGUGGUUCAUGGAGCUUCCCUACACCAACUUGGAAAUGGCAUUCAUUUUAUUGGCUUUUGUUAUCUUUUCCUUAUUUACCCUGGCUUCCAUCUACACUACUCCGGAUGACAGUAAUGAAGAGGAAGAACAUGAAAAAAAGGGAAGGGAAAAGAAAAGGAAAAAGUCUGAAAAGAAGAAAAAUUGCUCAGAGGAAGAGCAUAGAAUUGAAGCUGUUGAGCUAUGAUCUCAUAGCCACUGAUAUUUCUCGCUAAGAAGACAGAGGAAGCAAUCCAUGGGAACUACUUAUCCACAGUAAACAAGAGGAGGGGAUAAUGAAGAAAGUUAAAAUCACUUACUGAUUAAACGCAAUGAUAAUAA
Molecule: messenger RNA, 656 nt
Organism: Gorilla gorilla gorilla (western lowland gorilla)
Lineage: Eukaryota; Metazoa; Chordata; Mammalia; Primates; Hominidae
Gene: SMIM31
Product: small integral membrane protein 31
Exons: 3
Coding region: 307-522 (71 amino acids)
Source: RefSeq, a predicted model, not a curated record